Messenger RNA from Ectocarpus sp. CCAP 1310/34, 1421 nucleotides. The record is from the annotation of a GenBank genome assembly. Lineage: Eukaryota; Phaeophyceae; Ectocarpales; Ectocarpaceae.
AGUAGCCAAACUUCACGGUGGCUAAGCGAGUGAGAGAUACGCCAUUGCGACCUUCUGCUGUGGGACACUGCUCUUAAUAUAGCAUGGGGCUGCUUCGGUUGUCUUCCGUAGUGUUUCCCCUUCUCGUCCGCGGAGAGGCUUUCAUAGCCAGCCCUCCGCCGCUGUCCGCACUGCAACGGCAACAUUCAACACUCCAGCCAGUAAGUGUCAACGCUGCCCGGCUCGCGCAUCAUCGUCAUCGCGAGCAGCAGCUACGACCACCCAGUCUCCUUCCCUCUACGGUACCGUUGCGUCCUCGAUCAACACGCGCCAUGAGAAAACGGAGCAGCAGCACAGUGCUGUUUGCGCGCGAAGGGGAGCCUAUGGGGCCGGGUACGCAGCAACUGUCCAGGCAAGCGAAGCUAGCCAUUUCCGUCCUGAUCGAUCUGAUCGGGAUGUCUUCCUAUGCCCUCCCCGGCGUAGGCGAGGCCACCGACCUGGGAUGGGCGCCCAUCAGCUCCGCCCUGAUUUUCUACUUGUACGGCAACAGCAUCUUCGCAGGCCUCGCCUUUGUGGAGGAGAUUCUGCCGGGCUUCGACGUUAUUCCGACAGCAACGAUUGCUUGGUUUUUGACUAACAGCGAGAUAGGUAAAAACGUCACCAACGCCGCAGCCGGCAAGAAACCCGAAGGAGACGUCUCGUCCUCGGCUCCGCCGCCGCCAUCGGGAUCACCGUUCUCAAAGUUGAACGAUGUCAGAGAGGCCGGCAAGGGUGCGGGAAGCCGCAAAGUCGAUGACGGCAUGGUUCAGUCGGGGGUAAUAGACGUGGAUUCUGAGGACUAAAUAAAUGUGAACUUUCGUCGCACUAGCGUCAUGUGUUCGUAUGGGAGAGUAGGAUCUGAGGUGUAGCAAGACGGAGCCCGUCCUAGGGUUUAGUAGAAGCGAGCUCGCGCGUUUGCUCUCUGCUGUGCACUCUAGCGCGCUGUUGUGUUGGAGGCACACAGAAAGUCAAGUAGUGCAAGUCAUGGCCAUGUUGGUGCUCAUGAGCAUCGCGCAGGAGGGCGAAGAGCUUGAAUAUUAUGUUUUUUAUGGAGGGGUUUGCCUUGACACCCCGCACCGGACUAGAAAAGGCUACAAACGCCAUGGUUCAGAAGCAACAUCGAGAAGGGAGCAAUCGACAGGCAGACAUGGCUCAGUAGAGUGAGCCUUCCCCGGUCAUCUGUGGCUGCUGCUGCCGCGUUGUGUUGUGUUAGUGUUGGCACCGUCUUCAUGUUUAAGAACCAUUCUGAAGUGAUGUCGAGCAUGUCCGUUUCGUAUUCGACCGUUUCGUCCGGUGUAGGACACGAGUUGCCGACGUCAAAGACCAAGCGGAGCAAGUAUGCGGCGUACGAGGGUAAAGGAUGCCGUGACAUGCUUCGCUUCCACAACAAAAAUCUUCGUAAC